UCACUGUCGCCUGCUCACCGCCGUCCAGUUAACCCUGCAGCUGCCCGUAGUUCUCGCACGCCAUCUUUACUGACCUCCCUUGACCCGUUAUCAAAGUCUAUCUCGCUGGUCCUCGCAUCAGCAAAGGAUCGCCACACAGGGCCUGCGCUGCGUCCGCGGAGAGCAAAGCCGUGGCACUAACACCUGCGUCGCGGCGGUGAAAGUCGGCGUGUGUGUGUGAGUGAGUGUGUGAGGGCCUGGGCUGGAGGAGGUGCAGGCUGGUGCGUGUGAGUCUACCCGCGAGAGGGAGUCGCAGAUGGUACCGUGACCGCAGCUGGGAUGUCACCUGUAUUCGCUCGUCCUGUGCCAAGUGUGUGCGUGCGCGCUAUUCCUCGACGUUCCUCCUCGAGCUGCUGAGAGGAUACCCUAGCUGUGCAAAGACUGAAUGCGAGGAAACGAACCCCAGAAAGAGGAAGUCCUCGAGAUAGAAACUGGAGUCAUCUGACUGGCGGCCCUGUUGCUACGGAGCGCAUUCAAGUUUGCCUGAAAGCCGUGAGACCAGGCUGGGAGGAAAAACAGACAAAAGCAAAGAGGAAAAUACCCGUGGAAAAUUACCAAAGUCUGACGGAAAGAGAGCUGUGUCUCUAUAAAUGCAGAAUAGAUUACCGUACAUUGACUGUGCUUGGGCAUCGGUCCCCAUUUUCUAACGGUGUCACUCAGGUGUGCGUGUGUGUGUGUAAGUGCGUGUAUGUGUGUGGACCUGCGUGUGUAUGUGUACAGUGACUCCUUAGUGUGAGUUACAACGCGCUACCGACUGCUCGGAGCGUUGAGCUUCAAGACGCGAUAUAUCCUUGGAGGUGUCAAGUUCUUAGCACUUAAAGGAUCGAAUAAAGCGACUUACAGUGUCCGUACACAAGGAGAAGCUACAGUGAGAUAUAUGGUGUGAUUCUUUGGGUCCUUCGUUCUGCAAGAAUAAACAGGCGACAGCCGAGGAGAACCCGAGUGCGCUGCCCGACUCUUUUUGAGAAUUACAACCCAAUGUUUAACAUAGAACCCGGUGUAACUUUCUACAGUGACUGCGUGGGACCUGGCGCCUAGUGCUGGGGCUGGUCCUCGCCUGCCCGAGGCUGCGCAGGUCUUCGUGCCUCGAACGCCUUUCGUAGGAUGCCGUUCGUGCCCUGAGGUCCGCACGGCGUCUUUGUCUACAGCCCAAUCCUAACCAGACUGGUGUGCCUCCUUUGGGGAAAGGAUCCCCCGAGAGAAAGGAUUCAGAGUCCUUGUGCCCCGAAGGCGCCGUCCCGCCCGAUCCCUCGACCUCGCUGGACGCCACGAGCGGCAGGCAGGCUGCUGUGGCUUCGGCUCUCGCGCUGGCAGGUUCCUCGAGCCGCAGGAAGGAUGUGAGUGAUGUUCACACGGCUUCACGCCCAUCCUACGCCCCCAUCACGCCCGCCAGCACCGCCCAUCACGCCACUCUGCGGCACGUGCACCACCACCCUUUAAAACAACUGGCUGGUAGCAUGAUGCUAUCUUGGUGUGGUUGGCGUGUGGUGGCGGUGGUGCUGUGGACAGUAGCAGCUUCGGCAGCAGGAGAGGGGCAGGCGGCUGCCGUCUCGAGAGGCGCCGCCAGCCCCGUCGUCCAGCAGCUCGAGCGCUCCCUGCUGUCCAUGUUCGGGCUCCAGCGGCGGCCGCGCGGCAAGAAGAACGUGGUCGUGCCGCCCUACAUGCUGGAGCUGUAUCGCCUGCAGGCCCAGUCGGAGCCCGCCGAGCCAGUCGUCCAGGACCAGAGCCUCGCUGAUGCCAGCGCCGUCAACACUAUCAGGAGUUUUACUCAUAGAGAGAGCGAGGCGGACGUCCAGUACCCGUCCCACAAGAUGCGGUUCCGCUUCAACGUGACGAACAUCCCAAGUGAGGAGAUCCUGCAGUCCGCGGAGCUGAGGCUGAGCCACUCGCGCCACCCGGAGGCUCCUGCCCUCGCCCCCGAGGACCUCGAACCAUCGAGCACUCCCUCCUCGCAGGGCGCGGCCAAGGCGAUGCCGCAGCGGAGGCGGUGGAACAAGGCCGACGUGCCGUACCUGCAGCGCCUCAUGGUGUACGACGUGAUCCGCCUUGCCACGGCCAGGACGGACCCAAUCCUCCGUCUGCUGGACACCAAGCUGGUGGAUUCACGCGAGGAGGGCAUCCAGACGCUGGACGUGACCGACGCCCUCACCAGGUGGGUAAAGACCCCGGCCGCCAACCACGGCCUCCUGGUGGAGAUCCUUCCGUUCAAGCAGCGCUCCGCCACGGACUCGUCGCACUUCCGCCUCCGCCGCUCGACGGACGACGGCGAGUGGCACGAGAAGCAGCCGCUGCUCGUCCUCCACACGAACGACGGCAAGGCCACCAGCAGGCAAAGACGGUCCACGCUCGGGAAGCACAAAAAGGGCAAGCAGAUCUGCAAGCGACACAACAUGUACGUGGACUUCCGCAAGGUCGGAUGGGACGACUGGAUCGUGGCGCCUUCCGGGUAUGAGGCCUAUUUCUGCAUGGGCGACUGCCCCUUCCCGCUCAACGACCACAUGAACGCCACCAACCACGCCGUCGUGCAGACGCUGGUUAAUUCCCGUUACCCGGACCGGGUGCCCAAAGCAUGCUGCGUGCCCACGGAGCUCUCCCCCAUCUCCAUGCUGUACAUGGACGACGACGAGAGGUUUGUAUUAAAAAAUCACCAGGACAUGGUGGUGGAGGCGUGCGGGUGUCGGUGAGCCAGUGAACCCUCUCUCACCAACCGUGUUUUAAGUCAGUGCGGCGGCGUGCUGUGAUGGCGUGCCGUCUGCAACCCACUUUGCGCCGUGCAGCUGCCGAGACCCCGGCAAUGUGAUAUAUAUACAAUAGAUUUAUAUAGAAAAAGAGGCACCGCAUUGUGUGAGUGAACGGCCGGGAGUACAAGGAGGUGCUGGCAAAAGCGUAGUGGUCCCAGUGGCUGUGUGUCUGCCAGCGUGGCAUCAGACGAACAAGGCAUUAGUAGCCAGGGAAAUACCCUUUAACCUGUGACCCCCAUGUUGUACUGCGUUCUAGGUGUGCUGGAGACGCGCUACCGCCCCUUGGUUGAGUAUUGGUGAAGUGGUUUUAAGUGUUCAGAUGGCAGUGAAAUGCUAUCGAUGUGUGGCGGAUAAAAGUGGCAUACAUUUUAAAAGUUUUUGGAAAGAAAAUCGAGUGUGUGGAUGAGAUCUGAAACAUAUCAUAGAUGAAGGAAAACCGCAGAUAAGGAAUGAAUCCAAUGAUGCCACGGAGACCAAAGAUAAACGAAGGCUUAGUUUCAAGGAUGGCGAGACAAAUAUUGUAGAUUAUAUUGUACAUAUGUGAGGGUAAUAUAAAUAUUAUUGGUUCGUUCGUUUCCCUUCUUCGGAGAUAUAUUUAGUCAAAUAAUUUUUUUAUACUCCACAGUGAAUUUAUAUUUUGUAAUACAUUAACACUGAAAAGACGUAUCUUUUAAAACAUAAAAAAAUAUAAGAUAUGGUGUUGCCCUGUUACCAAAGAGUGUCACAUGGACAGACAUCAUGACACAGUAGAAACAGACAUUCUAUUCACAGGAAAAUGUGUUACAUAGACGGCCAUAAAGCUGCAUUUUUUAUAAAGAGAGGAAAAUAAAGAUAUCUGGUCCCUUUAUAACGGAGGGGAAGAGAAGGGAGCUCUACAGUGGAUGGUGUUAAGAGGACCCAAAAAGUCCUUUCACUUUACUUAGUCCACAAAUGUAUUUAUUCUCUGUAUAAUACUCAACAUACAAAAUUUGUACAGAUUUAUAUAUAUUUAAAUUGUGAAUAUAGAAUAUAAGAUAUUUUGUAUAUACUCAAAAAGACAGUAAGUGAUUAUUACUGAAAUAAACUCUAUAUAAACAACA
Molecule: messenger RNA, 3859 nt
Organism: Penaeus chinensis
Lineage: Eukaryota; Metazoa; Arthropoda; Malacostraca; Decapoda; Penaeidae
Product: bone morphogenetic protein 2-like
Exons: 3
Coding region: 1497-2723 (408 amino acids)
Biological process (GO): SMAD protein signal transduction; BMP signaling pathway
Cellular component (GO): extracellular region
Molecular function (GO): cytokine activity; growth factor activity
Source: RefSeq, a predicted model, not a curated record